Messenger RNA from Mesocricetus auratus (golden hamster), 4298 nucleotides. It is a transcript of the gene Fchsd1, whose product is annotated as FCH and double SH3 domains 1. NCBI's taxonomy places the organism in Eukaryota, Metazoa, Chordata, Mammalia, Rodentia, Cricetidae. Bases 86 to 2158 code for a protein of 690 amino acids. Gene Ontology annotation, molecular function: protein binding. Gene Ontology annotation, cellular component: neuromuscular junction; recycling endosome. Gene Ontology annotation, biological process: neuromuscular synaptic transmission; regulation of actin filament polymerization. The record is from RefSeq and is a predicted model, not a curated record. The transcript is spliced from 20 exons.
GCCAGCUCUGGGGCGGGGCCUUGCCGUGGGCGGGGCCUCCCCGAGUUCCGGAGUGGAGUGUCUGGCUGCCUUUGCUGGAUCCGAGAUGCAGCCGCCGCCCCGGAAAGUGAAGCCGGCCCAGGAGGUGAAACUUCGCUUCUUGGAGCAGCUGAGCAUCCUUCAGACGCGGCAACAGAGGGAGGCGGAUCUCCUGGAGGACAUCAGAUCCUACAGCAAGCAGAGGGCAGCCAUUGAACGGGAGUAUGGCCAGGCACUCCAGAAGCUGGCUGGGCCAUUCCUGAAGAGGGAAGGGCAGCGCAGUGGGGAGGUCGCCAGUAGGGGCAGGACAGUGUUUGGUGCCUGGCGCUGCCUACUGGAUGCCACUGUGGCUGGAGGCCAGACCCGGCUCCAGGCGUCUGACAGAUACCGUGACCUCGCAGGGGGCACGGGGAGGAGUGCCAAGGAACAGGUGCUUAGGAAGGGGACAGAGAGUCUCCAGCGGGCACAGGCUGAGGUGCUACAGUCCGUCCGGGAACUGAGCCGAAGUCGGAAGCUCUAUGGGCAGCGAGAGCGAGUGUGGGCCUUGGCACAGGAGAAGGCAGCUGAUGUCCAGGCCAGACUGAACAGAAGUGACCAUGGGAUCUUCCACUCUCGGGCCAGCCUCCAGAAACUGAGUACCAAGCUGUCGGCCCAGUCAGCCCAGUAUUCCCAUCAGUUGAGAACAGCCCGCAAUGAGUACCUGCUGAAUUUGGUGGCCACCAAUGCUCACCUUGCCCACUACUACCAAGAGGAGCUGCCAGACCUGCUCAAGGUCCUGGUCAGUGAGCUGUCAGAAUACUUGAGGGACCCCCUCACAUUAUUAAGCCACACCGAGCUGGAAGCUGCAGAGAUGGCCCUGGAACAUGCCCGCCAUGGGGGACAGGCAACUUCUCAGGUAAACUGGGAACAGGAUGUGAAGCUGUUUCUUCAGGGGCCUGGAGUCUUUUCCCCCACGCCACCUCAGCAGUUCCAGCCAGCAGGGACGGAUCAGGUGUGUGCCCUGGAGCGGGGAGCAGGAGGCUUGGCUGGUGAGAGUGGCCUGGAGAAAGAGGUUCAGCGCUGGACAAGCAGGGCUGCCCGGGACUACAAGAUCCAGCAUCAUGGGCAUCGGGUGCUGCAGCGACUGGAGCAGAGGCGUCAGCAGGCUCCGGAGCGAGAAGCCCCAGGCGUAGAACAGAGGCUACAGGAAGUGAGGGAGAGCAUCCGACGGGCACAGGUGAGCCAGGUGAAAGGGGCCGCCCGGCUGGCCCUGCUGCAGGAGGCUGGUCUAGAUGUGCAGCGCUGGCUGAAGCCAGCCAUGACCCAGGCCCAGGAUGAGGUGGAGCAGGAGAGACGGCUUAGUGAGGCUCGGCUGUCCCAGAGGGACCUCUCUCCCACGGCUGAGGAUGCCGAGCUCUCUGACUUUGAUGAAUGUGAGGAGGCCGGGGAGCUCUUUGAAGAGCCUGCCCCCCCAGCCCUGGCUACCAGAUCCCUCCCCUGUCCUGCGCAUGUGGUGUUUGGCUACCAGGCAGGACGUGAGGAUGAGCUGACUAUCACAGAGGGUGAGUGGCUGGAGGUCAUAGAGGAAGGAGAUGCCGAUGAAUGGGUUAAGGCUCGGAACCAGCAUGGCGAGGCAGGCUUUGUUCCUGAGCGAUAUCUCAACUUCCCGGAUCUCUCCCUCCCUGAGAGCAACCAUGGGAGCCACAAUCCCUCAGGAGCAGAGCCCACAGCGUUCCUGGCCCGUGCCCUGUACAGCUACACCGGGCAGAGUGAGGAGGAGCUAAGCUUCCCUGAAGGGGCACUCAUCCGCUUGCUGCCCAGGGCUCAAGACGGUGUGGAUGAUGGCUUCUGGAGGGGAGAGUUUGGGGGCCGUGUUGGAGUCUUCCCAUCCCUGCUGGUGGAGGAACUGCUUGGGCCCCCAGGGCCACCUGAACUCUCUGACCCUGAACAGACGCUGCCAUCCCCUUCCCCUCCCAAUUUUUCCCCUCCUGCACCCACCAGUGCCUUGGAAGGAUCCACUGCACCUGUUCUGCCUGCAGACAAAGCCCUAGACUGCCCAGGCCCCCUGGACAUGAUGGUGCCUCGACUCAGGCCGAUGCGUCCACCACCUCCCCCACCAGCCAAAGCCCCAGAUCCUGGCCAUCCAGAUGCUCUCACCUGAAGGCCAUGGCGUCACUGCCCCCCAGUAAUGCUGCUGCCCCUAUCUCCAUGCUGACAGAAACCAAGCCCUCAACGAUCUGGAGCGAAAAAGGCAAAACCUGCAGUGUUCCCCAUGUCCAGGGGUAGAAAGUGACCCUGUUCCCAUUUCUGGGAUUUGAACCCACUCCUUUCCCCCAUUGUUCUCCUGUUACUCUAGGCUGGAACUAUACCUUUCACUUUUUGUCAUCACCCCAUAUCUAGGGUGGUAAAAUAUCCCAAAACCUCUGGGGCUGGAACCCACUCCUUAAAGCCUUGUACAGCUCUGGCUCAUAUGUCUUCACUCUGCCUCGGUGGCCAAGCCCGCCCUGAAUGCCGGGGUCAUGAGGCCUGGAGCCAGGAGAGGAGCAGAUCUCGGGAGUCAGAAGGAGCUCAAGCCAGGAUGCAAAGCAACUGUAAUGGUCUGAGCAGAUUUAUUGACAGUGAAUAAAGGCAUGAAGUCCAAGCUGGGGCCUGGGCCUCUUGUGCCAAGAGGGCAGGGAGCCUAAGGUGCUAUUGCUUUGGGGCCCACCACGGGUGGGGCCUGGUCCCAGCCGCCACACUCUUGCAUGUGGAGUGAGGUUUUGGGGAAGCAGGCCAGGCAACCUGUUGGCGGUAGGGAAAGGAAAAAGAAUGAGGGGAUGGGCGUUGGGAGGCACUGCUCCUGAGGUCUCUCAGCCUGGGGCCGUGUCACUCCAGGUAGAAGUAGAGCUGGUCCCUCAGCUGAGGAGCAGUGCUGUCCAGAGGAGGGGAAGCCUUCACGGCUGUCCAUACCCUGGCAAUGCAUCAGCAUAUCAGCACAGUGAAGACUGAGGCUUCAAGGAAGGAGUGGGGACAGUGUUGCUUCCUCUUCCAGCUCUGAUCCUCUCGUUCCCCAGAUUGCAUCUAACCCUGCAGGACCUCUAUGCCCACCACAAGGAGUCUGUAACACACACUAAGCUUGUAGGGAGGGUUCAGGGAGUUUAGGUAGAGGGUGGGAGGAUGAGGUUACCUGGUAUCGAGACUCGCCUCACAUACCCCCUGCUUCUGGCGGUAGAGGCUCCUGAGAGAAGGGCAAGUAUCAGUGGGGGCAGGGGGCGGGUCACCAGUGUUGCCCAGCAUGGGGACAGUAAGACGUGUCCACCACUGCCCAGUGAAGCCCUGGCCAUGUCUUCAUACCUGCUGACCUGAGGUGUCCAGUUUGCUUGGCUGUCCAUUUGCUUCUUGACUAGGCAGCCCUGGGCUUGGGCCUCUUCCUCUGGUGCCCAGGGUCAGUUCUGCAGAGGUUCCGGGGGUUGCCUCAAGUGUACUAGGGAUUAGGCUAUCAUCCUUGAGUCCUCCAUUCUGCACUGGCUGGGUGACUACGGCCUGGGAGGAUGGUGUCUCAGGGAGCAACCUCUCAGUGGCAGCUGUCCCUGUUCUAGGCUGCCCUCCCCCAGCUACCUGACUGGCCCCUGGUUCCUGCACCCCCCCAGAGCCCCAGCUUCUGUCUGUAGGGGAACCAUCCCGGUGUUCAUGUAGGCCAUAGCGCUUCUCAAUGUGUGUCACUCGGAAUCUGGAUGGGAAGAGAACACUGCGACUUAGGACUGCAGCUCAAGUGUCACCUAACCCGCCCUCCCUGGGGGUGAUGGCAACUUCUCCAACCUGGGGUAGGGAAGCCACCUGAAACUGUGGGACACUUAAUGCAGCCUGACCCUGCUGCAGUUGCUCAGUUGCUCAGAGGAAAGAAUCGGGCCCCACCUUUGGCAGACAGGAUUACUGGGCACCAACUUAACCUCCAUUUUUUUGAACUACUGUGUUCCCACCUGCCCACUGAGAAUACAGUGGUCUCUCCGGGCCUGGGGCGGCCUUUUCCCUCCUUAGAGCGGCCCUGGCGGACAAGUGGGGGUCUCUUGUUGCGGCUACAGUGAAUGCAAGGAGCUGCAGAGCCAAGAUGCACCGUGUGAUGAUGGGAAGGAGCUCCAUCCUGCAGACUGGAGGUGGCAUCCACACUGGGCCACAGGAAGAAAGGGAGCAGAAAUGAUAUUUCCAUUUCCCUUCCUGCCAUUUCCUUCUGUUCUUUCAGCAGGCUCUUUAAGCCCCCCCCAAGCCCCACCUUCUCCUGGUUCCAACAUCCUUUUGUCUUUAGUAAAUUUAGUGUUAAACCA